Talpa occidentalis (Iberian mole) is the source of this 4618-nucleotide messenger RNA. It is a transcript of the gene SLC25A46, whose product is annotated as solute carrier family 25 member 46. Gene Ontology annotation, cellular component: mitochondrial outer membrane. Lineage: Eukaryota; Metazoa; Chordata; Mammalia; Eulipotyphla; Talpidae. The record is from RefSeq and is a predicted model, not a curated record. Gene Ontology annotation, biological process: mitochondrial membrane fission; axon development; mitochondrial fission.
CCUGCCACGGCUGCCAUGCACCCGCGGCGCCCGGACGGCUUCGAUGGCUUGGGCUAUCGGGGGGCCCGGGAGGAGCAGGGCUUCGGCGGAGCGUUCCCUGCACGGUCCUUCAGCACCGCGGCGGACCUCAGCCACUGGGUGACCAGCCCUCCGGACAUCCCGGGGAGCCGCAACCUGCACUGGGGCGAAAAGAGCCCCCCCUACAGCAUGCCCCUCCCCUCCACCCCGCUUGAGGGCCCGGUGGAGGAGCCUUGUCCCGGCGGCGGCGGCGGCGGCGUGGCCGGGCAGAGCAGCGAACAGUUGAAUAGAUUUGCUGGAUUUGGUAUUGGGCUUGCAAGUCUCUUUACAGAAAAUGUACUAGCUCAUCCUUGCAUUGUUCUACGCCGCCAAUGUCAGGUUAAUUACCAUGCUCGGCAUUAUCAUCUCACUCCAUUCACAGUCAUCAAUAUUAUGUAUGGUUUCAAUAAAACACAGGGACCAAGAGCCCUUUGGAAAGGAAUGGGAAGUACAUUUAUUGUCCAAGGUGUGACACUUGGAGCAGAGGGAAUAAUCAGUGAAUUUACACCUUUGCCAAGGGAGAUUUCACAUAAAUGGAGUCCCAAACAAAUAGGAGAACACCUUCUAUUGAAAUCCCUAACUUAUAUGGUGGCAAUGCCUUUUUAUUCAGCAAGUCUAAUCGAAACAGUACAGAGUGAGAUAAUUCGAGAUAAUACUGGAAUUUUGGAAUGUGUUAAAGAAGGAAUUGGAAGAGUGAUGGGCUUGGGAGUGCCUCAUAGCAAACGACUACUUCCGCUUCUUUCCUUGCUCUUCCCUACCGUGCUCCAUGGGGUUCUUCAUUACAUCAUUAGCUCAAUUGUUCAGAAGUUUGUCCUACUAAUUCUAAAGAGAAAGACUUAUAAUAGCCACUUAACUGAGAACACUAGUCCUGUGCAGAAUAUGCUGGAUGCUUAUUUUCCAGAACUUAUUGCUAACUUUGCUGCUAGUCUUUGCUCUGAUGUUAUACUUUACCCACUGGAAACAGUUUUGCACCGCCUUCACAUUCAAGGAACACGCACAAUCAUUGACAAUACAGACCUUGGCUAUGAAGUACUUCCAAUUAAUACACAGUAUGAGGGAAUGAGAGACUGUGUCAAUACCAUAAGGCAGGAGGAAGGAGUGUUUGGUUUUUAUAAAGGGUUUGGUGCUGUUAUAAUACAGUACACACUGCAUGCAGCUGUUUUACAGAUGACGAAAAUUAUUUACUCUACACUUCUUCAAAAUAGCAUUUGAGAUUUAGGCUCCUGGUUAGUCUAAAAGACAUAAUCUGGAUACUUUGUUAUGAAAUUAUGAGAAAUAAAAGUAAAAUGCAGUAGGGGGGCGGUUGGGAGGGUGGGCAUUAGAAAUUGAAACUGGUUUUAAAAAAAAGCCCAUGCUGAUUAUAUUGACUCUUCCAUUUUUUUUUUUUAAUGCAUAGGUAUGUAUUUUGGACAAAUUCAGUAAAAGUAAAGCUUACAUGAAUUAAAUUCUUACUAUUAUAUCACUUGUCCUGAACUAAAAAUUAUUCUGAGCAGAAGCAAAAAUUUAUCAUCAAACAAAAUUUCAUAGAGCUGAAUUUAUUCCAUCUGACUUACAAUUUUUAUGUUUAUUUCUCCUUUUCAAUUGAUAUGAGUAUGUCAUCUUUAAUGUAGUGUGUGAAAUUAGAAGGUCAUAGUUUACCUUGAAGUAAAUAAAUAUGUCUUCAAUGAUAAAUACUUAUGAGGAUUACAUCUGGUAAUCUGUAAACAAGAACUAUGAGUUUUAAAUUACAUUGCCCCUAUAUAAUUAUAUUUAAUGGUUGUGUACAUUUAUAUAAAGCUAUUAUGUGUACACAAAUAACUUGGAAUUUAGUUUAUCUGUACAAAUUUUCCACUCUUAGAUCAGUUUAUUGCUUAAAAUGAUAUUCUGCUGGAAUAUCAGAAUAAACAUUAAAAGUCAAGGUACUUAAAAGAUUAAGGCAAAUAGCAAACCUAGCAUUUCAGUGAAAGUAACUUAAAAUUUGUCAUACGAUUAUAAUAUUUGAUUUGCUUAUCUAGUUACAUGAAUUAUCAAACUUUUUGGAGCCACUCUUAAGAAAGAAUAUAAAAUAAUCAUGAUAACUAUUGCUAUUACCAUGUGUACAAAUUGUGUACUUAAAGGAAUGUCACUUGCUUUUCAUCUCUGGACAACUUGUCUUAGAAGAGACAUAGUUAAAACCCACUGCGCCUCUUGUCUUCUGUACAGUCAUUAAAUACUGGCUUCAGUUUUUAUUUUCUUUCAUAUUUUGUUUAAAAUUUUUAUUCUCCAAUCUUGAUAUACAUAAAUGGGAAACAGACUUUUCCUUAGUAUCUUGUUUUUAAACAUUGGGUGAAUACUGAAGACAAUUAGAAGAUUAUAGCAAGUGUAUCCUUGUUUCUUGCAGAUAAGCAAAAUAAGUGUCAACAAAUAAGUAAAAUAUUGUUAACCAGUUUAAUAAAAAGAAUUCUGUCCCUAAAUUGAAUUUGGUGGGAAGGCUUUUUGUAUACGAAAAUGAUAAAUGCAUUUGACUGAUCCAUCAUUAAACAUUUUAAAGUUUUAUUUUCUCAUGUGAAUGAUAUCCUACUUUUACAGCUUUCAUUCAGAACACUGCAGUGACUUUGAGCUAAUGUUUUCCAACCUAGCAUGCAUGCCACAGAUUUUUUUGCUGAAUGUCAGAGAAAUGAUUACUUCUUCUGCUGAAGAGUAUUGGGAACAAAACAUAACAGCCAAAACUAUGAAACAAUAUACACUACCUGUGUGUGUGUGUGUGUAUGUUUUAAUUAUUAAAACACACAAGUUUUCCACUGUAAAUUCUACCAAGAAGGUGAAAAUGUAAUUAAAUACCACUGAUCACAUGUAUUUUAUGAUUAAUCUUUUAUAAUUUACCUUAUCCAACCUAUGUCCUUUUUUUUUAAUGGCUAAGUAAUUUUUAAAAUGUUUAUAGUAUGUCCAACUUCCUAAACACCUUUUAUUUUUAUUAUAAUCAAAUAAGAUAGCUUCAGAUAGGCAUACACUUCAGAAAAUUUCAAGGUUCAGAAAACUCUAGGAGAACAGAAUCUGAAUGAAAUUAAGUGUUUGUGAGUGAAAAUCUAACUAAAAAUUAAAUAUAUCAGGAUUAGCUAAAAAUUAGAUAUAUCAGGAUUAUGGGAAACUGAAUAUAAAUCUAUUUCAUUAUGGGAUCAUAAAAUUGGUAGUCUGAAUGACAUCCAAAUAACGUGUAUCUUAUUUUUUGUCACUUUGGAGGAAGAAUACAAAUUCACAUUAAAACAAAAAUUGAAAGGUGGCAAAUAAAAUAUUAGUUUUUAUUCCUUUUCCAAGUUAGUUGAAAUAUAAAAACUCAAAUAUGUAAAUGCAAGCCAAAUGCUUGAACUGAAUUUAGAAUGGAAUCAGUGAAAUGAAUAUUGGACAUACUCUCCCUUUCUAAAAUUCCUCUAGUUCCUUAGCAUGUAGGUUCCAAAAUCAAAUAAUCAUAGACUGCAUUUCAUAUUCACAGUUGUAUUUUUAAAAUUCAGUAUGUCUAAUAGAUUACGGAUAAAGUUCUAUUAAGAUGCUCCAAAGGUCUAAUAGCCUACUUACAUAAGCCAAGUCUUGGCUAUGCUGCUGAAGUGUGAGAUGUUUGCCUUACAUUGUAGGGUUUCUUAAUUUGAGUCAAAUAGUUCGAGAACAAUUAAACUGAAAAACCAGGUAAAUAUUAGCUUACUAUAUUAACUGAACUUAUUUAUUGGUUUACUAAACCUGUGUAUAUAUCUUUCCCUUGAGACGUCCUCUAUUUUGUGGACCCUUGUAAAAUUAUUCAAGCCUCCAAACAGCACUAGACAGUUGAAGAUUGGAAAAGAAACUAAUUUCAAAAUGCCCAUGGACUGGGGAAUUUGACAAUUGCCAACGUUUCCAAAAACGUAACUGGAGAGGUAACAGGCCGAGCUCGCUUUUGCAAUUGUGCCUGACUACUCAGAGCUGUCUUUUAGCACUGGCUUCAAUACUACUGUGUAUUCAUUCAUGUGCUCAGAAAAUAAGAUGUGCUGCUAUGAUUUUUUUCCAGUUAAGAUUGUAGAGGAUAUUUGCCUCAAUUUGCUUAGUCUGUCAGCUUUUAAAAAGAUUGUCAAGUCUGAAUUAUUUUCAAUAAUGUAUAAGCAAGUAAAACCACCUUAGCGACAAUUCACUUUGCAAUAGAAUUUGAGUGUUAGCUAACUUUGGCAUUUCUGCUCUGUCUUUCAAACAGCUACAUAUUUCUCUUGCUCUACCUAACAUAAGCUGGAUAUGUAAUAUAUUUCUGUUGAGUCACUGAGCAUCACUGAUAGUACCAAAUUGUAUCACAUCGUAGCAAAAAUUUGUGAUUUGACCAUGAAUCUUAUAAAUAGUACCUCAGCUGGAAGAGCUGUUUUGUCUAAGUGUGUGUGUUUUUUAAGUUGUUUUUGUCUCAAUAUUUUAAAUGUUUUCAGUAAACUGUGUACUAUGAAAAGGUAUAAUAAAAUAUUGAAAUAAAACUAAUAUGUUUCUCUUGCUGAUACUAGGCAACACAAUCUGGUGGUGAAAGAGAAGUAAUGUUUUUCUUAGUAGAAAAGAAGACCAAGAAAAAUGUACCUGUAAAUUAUUUUUUUUUUUUUAC